GACCAUGGAGCUACUGCAUAUACUUUUAGGGUAUGCACUUAACAGCUAACCUAAAAGUACUUGUAAAUAAAGUUAAAAAUAAAUAUCCCAUCAAUUAUAAUUAUAUCUAUUAGCCUUAGCUAAUAAAGUGUAAUUAUUACAAAAAGGUUGUAUGCCUUAAAAGUAUAGUUUUAAAAAAUGGCCAGUGGAAAAGGAACCUAUCAACCGGAUUCCGACGUGCACAUUUCAUUUGAAGAUCAACAAAAAAUUAACAAAUUCGCUCGCCUUAAUGCCAAAGCGGAUGAUAUUAAAGACGAACUGAAAGUCAAGCAAAAUGAUAUUAAAAAUUUAGAGGAAGCUGUUGAGGAAUUGGCUCUAACUGAUGAUUCAGAAAAAAUUCCAUUCUUAGUUGGAGAAGUUUUCAUUUGCCAAGGUUUGGAAGAUACACUGAAAUCAUUGGAGGAUAUGAAAUGUAAAAAGCAAAAUGAAAUAGGUGAUUUAGAGCUGAGAUGUGAAGAGCUAAAAUCUCAAAUGAGUGAACUCAAAGCGCAUUUAUAUGGGAAAUUUGGAAGCCAUAUUAACUUAGAAAAUGAAGAAGAAUAACUCAAAAUAAUUCUGCCUAAUAUUUUUUCUACUAAAAAUGCAUAUGCAUGGUCUUCUAUUUCACCUAGAGCAGCCUAAUGAUUUUAUUAUAUGGUUGUUUUAUAAUAUUUUGGUAAUGUUAAAACAGAAUCAUUUCAUACAUAUAUAAAGUUAGUUUAUUAAUGGAAUAUAUAUGAGUUACUUUAAUUGUUGUUGAAGGAAAAACAAUACCUAUUCUGACCAUUUAGUCGCUUUUUUAUGGUAGUAAGGUAACAAGUAUUUACUUGUUAUAUUAACAUCACAAUUCAUUCUAUUUAUAAACAAGUUGAUAGAAUCGAAUUACAGUGUGUAUUCUCUUCAAGUUUUUUAAAAUUAUGUAUAAACUAAGAUUGUAAAAACCAAUCCAUUGCAGUCUACAGUAUUACCUUUUUAUUUUUAAAAGAAUACCUUGUUUACUGUUUAUAAAAAGAAAUUAGAUAUCAGAGCUUAAAUAAAACAAUAA
Molecule: messenger RNA, 1063 nt
Organism: Pieris brassicae (large cabbage white)
Lineage: Eukaryota; Metazoa; Arthropoda; Insecta; Lepidoptera; Pieridae
Gene: Pfdn4
Product: probable prefoldin subunit 4
Exons: 3
Coding region: 178-582 (134 amino acids)
Biological process (GO): protein folding
Cellular component (GO): cytoplasm; prefoldin complex
Source: RefSeq, a predicted model, not a curated record